Messenger RNA from Limanda limanda (common dab), 1677 nucleotides. Its product is annotated as nuclear receptor subfamily 4 group A member 2-like. Gene Ontology annotation, molecular function: RNA polymerase II cis-regulatory region sequence-specific DNA binding; zinc ion binding; nuclear receptor activity. The coding region runs from base 1 to 1677 and encodes 558 amino acids. Gene Ontology annotation, biological process: dopaminergic neuron differentiation; regulation of transcription by RNA polymerase II; central nervous system neuron differentiation. Lineage: Eukaryota; Metazoa; Chordata; Actinopteri; Pleuronectiformes; Pleuronectidae. The record is from RefSeq and is a predicted model, not a curated record. The transcript has 6 exons. Gene Ontology annotation, cellular component: transcription regulator complex; nucleus.
AUGCCGUGCGUCCAGACCCAGUGCGGCUCCUCUCCCCCCGGAGCCAGCCCGGCUUCCCACAGCAGCUGCGACCUCCUCACCCCGGAGUUUGUGAAGUUCAGCAUGGACCUCACCAACAGCGAGAUGUCCUCUGGCUCCUCGGGCCCCAGCUUCGGGCCCCUGGUGGACUCGUACAGCUCCGGGUUCGACGUGAAGCCCCCGUGCCUCUUCCAGGUGCCGGUGGAGCUGCCGUGCGUAAAGGUGGAGGAUGGGGGUCCGAGGUACCAUCCCGAGGAGCUGCUCUCCUCCCCGGGCUCGGUGUACUACUACCGGUCCCCCUCCCCGCACCCCCCCACCAGCUUCCAGACUCCAGCCGGCCACAUCUGGGACUGGGACGACCCCGGGUCCCUGUACACUUUGCGUCAGGACUACUUGGCUAGGAAGAACUCUCUGUGCAGGUUCUCCUUGUUCUCCCUGAAGCACGCACAGCAGGGGGUCUCCUCCUGCCAGAUGAAGCUGGACGGAUCCCUCCGGGUGUCCAUGAACCUGGACCCCCACCAGCCGCUGGACAGUCCCGGGGGUCUGGGCUCCACCUGCCUGGGGAAGCAGCCGGCGCUGGGGUUCCCUCUCCACUCGCACCCCUUCAUGGAGUACCAGGGGUCUCCAGCCUGCCGCGGACCCUUGAGCACGGAGGGGCUGUGCGCGGUGUGCGGGGACAACGCUGCGUGCCAGCACUACGGAGUGCGCACCUGCGAGGGCUGCAAGGGGUUCUUCAAGCGCACAGUGCAGAAAAAGGCCAAGUACGUGUGUCUGGCUGCCAAAAGCUGCCCGGUGGACAAACGCAGGAGGAACCGGUGCCAGUACUGUCGCUUCCAGAAGUGCCUCACGGUGGGGAUGGUGAAAGAAGUGGUGAGGACCGACGGUCUGAAAGGUCGGAGAGGUCGCCUGCCCUCCAAACCCAAAGGCCUCACAGACUCCCCCGGCAGCAGCCUCCUGAGCGCCCUCACCAGGGCACACGUGGAGUCGAACACUCCACCCUCUCAACUCGACUACUCCAAAUUCAGGGAGAGUCCCGGGAGUCCUGUGGGAGAUGAGGCGCAGCACGUCCGGCAGUUCUACGCCCUCCUGACCACGUCCAUGGAGGUGAUCCGGGGGUGGGCGCAGAAGGUCCCUGGCUUCACCGCUCUGCCCAAACACGACCAGGACCUGCUCUUCUACUCGGCUUUCCUGGAGCUCUUUGUUUUACGCCUCUCAUACAGAUCCAGCCCUGAGGAGGGGAAGCUGAUCUUCUGCGAUGGCUCGGUGUGGCACCGGCUCCAGUGCCUCCGGGGCUUCGGGGAGUGGAUCGACAGCAUCGUGGAAUUCUCCUCCAACCUGCAGAGGAUGAACCUGGACGUCUCCACCUUCUCCUGCAUAUGCAGCCUCGCGCUGGUCACCGAGAGACACGGACUAAAGGAGCCGAAGAGAGUGGAGGAGCUGCAGAGCAACGUUGUCAAGUGCCUGAAGGACGGAGGCUUGUGCACAGACGGAGCCUCAGACUCUUGGUCCAACCAUUUGUCCAGACUAUUACAAAAGCUGCCUGAGCUGCGCACUCUGUGCAUCCAAGGCCUGCAGAGGAUUUUCUACCUGAAGCUGGAGGAUCUGGUGCCGCCGCCCGCCGUGAUAGAUAAGUUAUUCCUCGACACAUUGCCAUUUUAG